AUGACAACACCGCCACCGCCACCAAAGCCCCUGUCAUCUCAAGAAUGGGAGACAUUGAUCGAAGAUUACAACCACGGCCGCCUUCACCGGUGGACCACCUACGACUACGCCGGUCCCCCACUCGUCGACCUCGCACUCUCUUCUCUCCUCCGAAAGGACUUCUCUCUCCACCUAAAACAACAUCUCCUAAUCUUCCUAGAAGAACACUCCAUUUCUCUAUUCACUUCCCCGGCGAGCCUCUUCCGCCUCCUCGAAACUCUCCGUCUCGUAAUCCAGUCCCCCAACCCAAAUGAUGCCGUCUCCCUCUCUUUCUCAUUUAAAGAACAGUUCCUCAUUUCAACGACUUCAAUAUUCAUCGUUCAUGGUACCUUUGCCACUACUGAUUUUGAAACCCUAGAGUGUUUGGUGGAGCUGUUGUUGACGAUUGUAAACCGUCCGAACCACGGGAUCGACCGGCAGACGAGGGCUGUAGCUUGCGAAUGUUUGCGGGAGCUGGAAUUGGCGUUUCCCUGUUUGUUAUCAGAGAUUGCGGCGCAUAUUUGGGGACUUUGUCAGAGCGAGAGAACCCACGCGGCUCAAAGCUACGUUUUGUUACUCGCAGCGGUGAUUCACAGCAUUGUAGUUUAUGGUAAGGCGCCCAAUGUUUCUAUUCUUAAUGCUUCUACACCACUGUUUCCGUUUAAUGUGCCGCGAAUUUUCAUUGAAAAUGACAAGGAUGGUGAUGAUAGUGAUGUUAUUGUUGGUGAUGAUGACGAGAAAAAUGUUUCUAGUGCUAGUAGUAAUUUGAAGGAGAAGAACGUAACGUAUAAGGAGUUAAGGAGGGUGAUUUCGUUUUUGUUAGAGUGGCCACAAUACUUAACCUGCGGUGGAGUUUUGGAGUUUAUGAGGAUGACAAUGCCGGUGGCCAAUGCUCUGGAGUUGCAAGCUUCUUUGCUCAAAGUACAGUUUUCGGGGCUUAUUUACACGUUUGACCCUUUACUCUGUCAUGCUUAUUUAGGGAUGUAUUUGAGGCUCUUGGACUCGUUUGAUGGGCAAGAAAUGGAAAUUGCUAAUCGACUAGUGUUGCAAAGCAAGGAGCUAUACUUGUCAUAUCAAAAUAAUGUAGUUUUUCAAUUGCUUUCUGUUCACUGGUUAUUAGGUUUGAUUCAAUUGGUCAUAGGUAGAGAUGUGACGAAGAGAAAAAGUUUUGCAGAUGUGAUGAGUCUGAGUUUUUAUCCUGCUAUUUUUGAUCCACUGGCGCUGAAAUCAUUGAAACUUGACUUGGCCGCUUAUUGCUCUGUUUUACUCGAUGAUUUUGGGACUCUGAAGAGGUAUGCAAAUGGGGGGACGAUGACUGUGGAGGUAGGUUCAGAAGUUUCUGUGGUCAAACUGCUUGAAGAUGGCCUCAUGUGCGUAUCUGGUUUCAAAUGGUUGCCUCCUUGGAGCACAGAAACUGCAGUGGCGUUCCGCACCUUCCAUAAGUUUUUGGUAGGCACGUCAUCUCAUUCUGAUCUUAAUGAGUCUGAUUCUUCUUCCAAAAGGUCUCCCAUGGAGUUGCCCAUAUUCUGUGCUAUACAGGGAAUGCUGAUAGAAUCAACAUUAAAAUUUCAAGGGUUGGUACCCCUGAUUGUUUCCUUUGUCGACCGUUUAUUGGGAUGUUACAAACACCGCUGGCUGGGCGAGUGGCUGCUGGAGACAUUCAAUGAAUCUUUCAUCCCAAAACUUAAUAUAGACUAUAAAUUAGGAUCUUACUUCCCCAUUUUGGAAAGAAUUUCGGCGAAUGAGAGAGUUUCUCCGACGGGGUUGUUAGAGCUUCUUGCCAACUAUAUGGUUGUCCUGAUUAAGAAACAUGGUCCAGAUACAGGGUUGAAAUCAUGGUGUCAGGGGAGCAAAAUUCUGGGCAUUUGUCGGACUAUGAUGAUUCAUCACCACAGUUCCAGUUUGUUUCUUGGACUUUCUCGUCUCCUUGCAUUUGCUUGCCUUUAUUUUCCUGAUCUGGAGGUUCGUGACCAUGCAAGGACCUACCUGCGGAUGCUGGUUUGCAUUCCAGGAAAGAAGCUUCGCGACUUGCUGAACAUUGGGGAGCAGCUUCCUGGAAUUUCACCAUCUACCAAUUCUAGUUCAUUUUUCAAUCUUCAGUCUCCUCGCUAUCAUGACCCGAAGAAAUCUCGGAAUAUUUCAUCCUACAUUCAUCUUGAGCGCACUGUGCCACUUUUAGUUAGACAAUCAUGGUCCUUGUCAUUGCCAGUGCUCAGAUUAGAUGAUGAUAAGCAGUCACUGGAAAGCUUCAAGGAUAACAAAACUACAGGUGAGCCAAAGGAGCUUGACAGAAGUAGUAGUAGUAUCGAGAUUGUUUCUGAUAUUAACAGAAUUAGCCAGCUUCAGGAGCCACUACGUGUGAUGGACUCAAAAGUUUCAGAAAUGGUGGGGAUUUUAAGAAAGCAUUUUGCAUCAAUUCCUGAUUUUAGACACUUCCCAGGACUCAAGAUCAAAAUACCUUGUGUUUUGAGCUUUGACUCAGAGUUGUUUAAUCACUCGGUAGGGACCAGCAUACCCAGUGAUAGCUGUGGAAUAGAUUCACUUCCAGCCAUAUACGCCACAGUGCUCAAAUUUUCGUCUUCUGCACCGUAUGGCAAUAUUCCAUCAUAUCACAUUCCUUUUCUUCUUGGCCAACCUGUCAAAAAGGAUUACUCUUUCAGCGAAACUAAUUCACUAGAUAUCGUUCCUGUUGGAAAUGGUUCUGCCGAGGAAAAAAGGUUUAAAGCUCAUGUAAUGAUUGAAUUAGAGCCCCGGGAACCACAACCUGGUGUCAUCAAUGUACAUAUUCAAACAAAUGCGGACAAUAGUGAGAUCAUUCAAGGACAGCUUCACAGUAUCAAAGUGGGAAUUGAAGAUAUGUUUCUCAAAGCUAUUGUUCCAGAAGAUGUCCCAACAGAAGCAGUGCCUAACUAUUGUCUGGACCUGUUCAAUGCCUUAUGGGAAGCAUGUGGCACAUCGUCUAGCACCGGGCGAGAAACCUUUGUCUUGAAAGGAGGCAAAGGAGUUGCUGCAAUCAGCGGAACACAAUCAGUGAAGCUGCUUGAGGUACCUUUCAUGUCUUUGAUUCAAGCUGUCCAGCGGUGCUUGGCACCAUUUGUUGUUAGUGUAACUGGCGAACCUCUUAUUAAUAUCGUGAAAGGUGGUGAAAUAAUAAGAGAGGUAGUAUGGAAGGAUUCUGAUUCAGAUUCUUUAUCUGAGGCUCCGAACCCAGAUGCGAGGUUGGAUGGAGGUCCUCUUUAUAUCCAGUACAUGGAUGACGAAAAUGAGAAAGGGCCUCACCUACAAAUUUCCAAAAGGAACAUGGGAUGCUUCCUCGUAUUGAUAUUUCUUCCUCCAAGAUUCCAUCUCCUCUUCAAAAUGGAAGUAUGUGAUGUUUCUACUUUAGUUCGGGUUAGAACUGAUCAUUGGCCAUGUCUAGCUUAUGUCGACGAGCUUUUGGAAGCCUUAUUUAUUGAGUGAAACUUUUCCUUACGUUUUAAUUUAGUGUUUUCUCUUAGGAAAUUUUCCGCAAUAGAAGGGCUCAGUAUUAUUCCUUCGAGUUGUUCUGUAUAAAGUAUAUUUGUAAAUGCUUUUAUGUAUAGUACUCAUCUAAUUUCUGUAAAGUGGUGUGGUUUCUUAUUUGCUCU
Messenger RNA from Coffea eugenioides, 3644 nucleotides. RefSeq lists its product as uncharacterized. Gene Ontology annotation, biological process: endosomal transport. Bases 1 to 3477 code for a protein of 1158 amino acids. NCBI's taxonomy places the organism in Eukaryota, Viridiplantae, Streptophyta, Magnoliopsida, Gentianales, Rubiaceae. The transcript has 3 exons. The record is from RefSeq and is a predicted model, not a curated record. Gene Ontology annotation, cellular component: AP-type membrane coat adaptor complex.